GAGAUUUGUUUGACAUGGAAACAUCCGACCGCAUGACAUUGAAGAAAACACAUUGUCAAAUAAGGUAGACUGUUUCACGAGGACUUUUUCUCUCGUUAUAUUGUGUGGACAACAUUUAACGCUAGCCUUUACAUUUACAUGUCACUCAUAAAAUGAUGCUAUGCUUGUUGGCAUACUUUAAAAAAUUUAAAUAAUAAAAUAAAAACAGGAAAUGUAAUUGGGAUUGGAAUAGUAAAGUCAAUAAAUAGUAGUCUCUCCUCGUUUUCUUCCUGCCCUUUUGUCGGUAACUCAAUAAUAGUAUUCAAAUGAAUUCUGCGAAAUAACUUUAGACGGAAGCGAAACUGUUGACGUGCAUCAAUUUAAGAAUAAUUGUCUAAAUAGCCUUUCAAACCGGAACAGCUGGAUAUUUUUUGCUCUACCCACGCUCAAAUGGUAGAUUACCAGUAAAUAAAUAGUGGAACAUCUUAUUCUUAUUAUAAUCAUGAAGUAAAUAAAUAGUGGAACAUCUUAUUCUUAUUAUAAUCAUGAAGUAAAUAAAUAGUGGAACAUCUUAUUUUUAUUAUAAUCAUGAAGUAAAUAAAUAGUGGAACAUCUUAUUCUUAUUAUAAUCAUGAAGUAAAUAAAUAGUGGAACAUCUUAUUCUUAUUAUAAUCAUGAAGUAAAUAAAUAGUGGAACAUCUUAUUUUUAUUAUAAUCAUGAAGUAAAUAAAUAGUGGAACAUCUUAUUCUUAUUAUAAUCAUGAAGUAAAUAAAUAGUGGAACAUCUUAUUUUUAUUAUAAUCAUGAAGUAAAUAAAUAGUGGAACAUCUUAUUGUUUUUGUGAAGUUAAAAUAGUGGAACAUCUUAUUCUUAUUGUAAAGUCAAUAUAGUGGACCAUAAGUGGAUCAUCUUAUUCUUAUUGUAAAGUCAAUAUAGUGGACCAUAAGUGGAUCAUCUUAUUCUUAUUGUAAAGUUAAAAUAGUGGAACAUCUUAUUCUUAUUGCAAAGUGAAUAAAUAAUGGAACAUCUUAUGCUUAUUAAUAUUAUUAUAAAGUAAAUAAAUAGUGGAACAUCUUAUUCUUAUUGUAAAGUAAAGUAAAUAAGUAGUGGAACAUCUUAUUCUUAUUGUAAAGUAAAUUAAAUAAAUAGUGGAACAUCUUAUUCUUAUUGUAAAGUCAAUAAAUAGUGGAACAUCUUAUUCUUAUUGUAAAAUCAAUAAAUAGUGGGACAUCUUAUUCUUAUUGUAAAGUCAAUAAAUAGUGGAACAUCUUAUUCUUAUUGUAAAGUCAAUAAAUAGUGGAACAUCUUAUUCUUAUUGUAAAAUCAAUAAAUAGUGGAACAUCUUAUUGUAAAGUAAAGUCAAUAAAUAGUGGAACAUCUUAUUCUUAUUGUAAAGUCAAUUAAAUAAAUAGUGGAACAUCUUAUUCUUAUUGUAAAGUCAAUUAAAUAAAUAGUGGAACAUCUUAUUCUUCUUAUUCUUAGUGUAAACAAUCCCUUUAUUUUUAAUCCUAUUUAUUUUUAAUUCAGCCGAUUCUGAAAACUUAAAUUGUUUAAACAUCAGUUGGUUUUAUGAAAUAUUGGAUUAUGUUUUAAGACUUUAAAACAUAUUUGGAAUUUUUUAUAUAGCACAUUCACAUACACAGAAUGCUUUAUUUUCUAAAUUGCACAUGCACAGACUUUGCUUUAUUCACAUUUAUUAUGUUCACAACUGACAUUUCUGAAGCAUGUUUGCCCCUAUUAUCUAUUCUUAAAAUGUAAGCAAUCCGAAAUGAUCAGUCAAUGGUAAACAAUGAUUACAUAACAGGAUACAGAAAAUGGUUCUGCUUCAGACCAUCAAGAGGUGUCUAUACCGGAAGGGACUUUAUCAGCCGACUUCCUUUCGCAAACCGGCCACGGCCACCGUCCGUCUAGUAAACCGUACGUUACCUGAGGUAAGUACCAUAACAGACCUUCUCCAUGUCUUAGUGCGUACUUUUACCUGAAUUGUGUAAAAUAACAAAUUUAUCCCAAUUUUUAGUGCCUACAUUACCUGAAGUAAGCACAAGGAAUGUCUUACAUGGGCCUGAAAUAAGCGCAAGGAAUGUCUUACAAGGGCCUGAAGUAAGCACAAGGAAUGUCUUACAAUGGCCUGAAGUAAGCACAAGGAAUGUCUUACAAGGGCCUGAUAUAAGCGCAAGGAAUGUCUUACAAGGGCCUGAAGUAAGCUCAAGGACUGUCUUACAAAGGCCUGAAGUAAGCGCAAUGACUUUUUUACAAUGGCCUGGAGUAAGCACAAGGACUAUCUUACAAUGGCCUGGAGUAAGCACAAGGACUAUCUUACAAUGGCCUGGAGUAAGCACAAGGACUAUCUUACAAUGGCCUGGAGUAAGCACAAGGACUAUCUUACAAUGGCCUGGAGUAAGCACAAGGACUAUCUUACAAGGACUUUUGAAAACCCAUGUUUCAUCAUUUUAUUUUCUAUCGGUCUCUUUGAUUCUAACAUUAUCUAACUCAGAAUGAAGACACUCGUUCGAUUGAAAUGAUUUUAAUCCAAAUAAUUAGAAUUUUAGACUGGUCAUUAGGGUUUUAUCAUUAGAUAUUUCCAACACAUAUUUACACACACACAUUUGCACACACAUGUAUAUACACAAUUUACACACCAAUUUAUUUUGACACAUGAUUAUAUUGAAUGAGAAGCAGGGCACUAUUUUAUUUGCAUGAUAAACUAAUUGAACUCUGACCUCCACUUCAAUCCUGACAGAGUCCUACGUUUGGGUCAAAUGUUACUGAGCAGUAUAUGACCAUUGCCGUUGUUCUGCUGUAUGCCGGAACCUUCUAUUGGCUGUUCCGACAAGACGCGUUCAUGACCUUUGCCCCGGAUGUUGAUGAGGACUGUCAGUGUUUCGAAAUGGAACCCCCACCGCCGCCAUGUCCGUGCUCAAAUCGAUGAGCGAGGUCGUCCUGUCCAGGCACCUUUGUGCUUUAGAUUGUGUGUUUGAAUUAUUCAAUCCAAGACAAUAUGUAUGUAUAUAGAUAUUUAUAUAUCGGGCUGAUAUCAUUAGACGUUAAUUAAUUUUUUUAAAAGUUACUUUACUUCAGCACAUUACCCUAGACUCAUUCUAGCAUGACUCUAUCUAGACACCCACAUUCUAGCAUGACUCUAUCUAGACACCCACAUUCUAGCAUGACUCUAUCUAGACACCCACAUUCUAGCAUGACUCUAUCUAGACACCCACAUUCUAGCAUGACUCUAUCUAGACACCCACAUUCUAGCAUGACUCUAUCUAGACACCUUCUAGCAUGACUCUAUCUAGACACCCACAUUCUAGCAUGACUCUAUCUAGACACCCACAUUUUAGCAUGACUCUAUCUAGACACCCACAUUCUAGCAUGACUCUAUCUAGACAACCACAUUCUAGUAUUACUAUAAACACCCACAUUCUAGCUUUACUCUAGACACCCACAUUCUAGCAUUGUACUAAUCCGAAAGCUUAUCUUAUUAUCUUGUAAUCACGAAAUCUUUUUUCUUAGACUAUGAUCUUGACAUUCGCGCCAGGAGCAAAUUGUUUACGUUUAAUAAAUGUACAUAUCGUUGCUUUUUACACAAA
Molecule: messenger RNA, 3566 nt
Organism: Lymnaea stagnalis (great pond snail)
Lineage: Eukaryota; Metazoa; Mollusca; Gastropoda; Lymnaeidae
Source: the annotation of a GenBank genome assembly